Colletes gigas is the source of this 942-nucleotide messenger RNA. RefSeq lists its product as uncharacterized. Lineage: Eukaryota; Metazoa; Arthropoda; Insecta; Hymenoptera; Colletidae. The transcript has 2 exons. The coding region runs from base 1 to 942 and encodes 313 amino acids. The record is from RefSeq and is a predicted model, not a curated record.
AUGCUUGUAAAAGCAUCAACACCCGAAACUGUGAACUCUUCCACACAUCCGAUCUGCAGGAGUGGUACCAGCGAUGCGUCGUCGAAUCCCACCCUGGCAUCGCUGGAAGAGUUCCAGGAACGCGACAGCGGAUGGGCAUUGGCGAGAAUCAUGAAUCUGACCGUCAAUGUCAAUAAGUAUAAUCCACUCCGCGCGGGGUGUCACUUCAAGUUGCCGCGAGAAAUCAUGCUGAAGAGGGCAACAAUAAGCAUACAAUCCUCGGACAACGCAUGUUUCGCGUGGGCAGUUGUCGCAGCUCUACAUCCAGCAAAAAAAUAUCCUGAACGUCCAGGUUCAUACCCGCAGUAUACGUCGAUCCUAAAUCUCCAGGGCAUUGAGUUCCCAAUGUCUCUGGGGUAUAUUGGGAAGUUUGAACGGCUGAACGACAUCUCCGUCAAUGUCUACAGCUUCGAGGAGAAGAUGAAGAAGGGGCCAACAGUCUUCCCGCUGCACCUCACCAGCCAGAAGAGGGAUAGACAUGUAAACUUGCUUUACACGCCGAAUCAAGAGCACGGCGAUGUAGGGCACUUUGCAUGCAUUAAGGACUUGUCCAGGCUGGUGGGCAUGCAGCUGAGCAGGCACAAAGCCAAGAAAUUCAUCUGCGAUCGAUGCAUGCACUACUUCGGAUCUACCGAGAAGUUGGAGGUGCAUUCGCUGGACUGCGGGCAGAUAAACAACUGCGCCAUUCUGCUGCCCAGCGAAGGCGACAAUCUGCUCAAUUUCAGCAACCACGAUAGGAAGGAGCGGCUCCCUUUCGUGGUAUAUGCAGAUCUGGAGUGCAUCAUCGCAAAAACGUUGGACAACCAAGCGGGUGAUAAUAAAUUACAUACAUAUCAACACCACAAUGUACACAGCAUUGCAUAUUAUAUGCAUUGUUCAUAUGAUACAUCACUGUCUGUUUAA